AUGGGGAGCCUCAAUAGAUUGAAUGCUUUCAUUCCACACGGCGCUAGUGCGACAAGCGAUUGCCUAUUCUAUACCUGUGUUACAGGUAUAGAAGCUCGCCUUACUUAUAUGCUUGCAAGAAGUCUAAGAAUAUGCUUAGGCCUUCUGCGAGCAACACCCAGUGUGCUUGUACUCGCUGCAGCCAAAGAACCACCAGUAACUAUCCUAAGAAUCCAGGAAGUAUGUUGUAAUUUUUUUAGACUUUCUGCGCGUCCCUUUUUUAAUGAAAUUCUUUCUCGCAAAGGGACAAACUUUCUUCGAACAUUAAAUUCCGUGCCAAUGAUAAUCCCUGAACAAACACACUGGGUUCAGGACAUUCAUAAGCCACCAUGGACGUUACCAUUACUCGACAUCAAUAUGAACAUUCCAGGCAUGGAAACAAAAGCAUCGGUCAAUACGCACGUUGCAAGGACACUGACUCUUGCACAUCUACUGCAAAAAUACGACGAUAACAUCCACGUGUAUACCGACGGAUCAACCAAGGAUGAAAGAUCAACAUCAGCAUUUGUGGUACCCCAUUUCAACCAUUGGUCAUCCUUUCGGUUGUCACAUCAUACUUCUUCAACUACCGCAGAAUUGCAUGCUUUACUCGCGGCUGCAAUGUACAUCAAAAAUAGCUUGACGGCAAAUUCCUGGGUUAUAUGUACCGACUCCAAGCCAGCACCGCAUUCCAUUAAGACCCUGAAUACUCGCAACGAAAAUAUGUCUCUUGUGUACCGAAUUUGUGAAGAACUUGGGGAAGCUAUAAGAUUGGGGCAUACGAUACACAUUCAAUGGGUUCCUGGACAUAGCGGUGUUUCAGGAAACACCCAAGCUGACCAACUGGCCACGGGUGCAUAUACAAGCAACAACGUCCAGCUCACACCUUUUACAAAAAGCGACGCCAAGCGGUACAUUCGUUGUCUGAGAAACAGAAUGUCCCCUGACACGUGGCUCAAGAGCAUCUCGGAACAGAGCCUACUCCUUUUAAUUGACCCAGACCUUCGGUGUCCAGUUCAUAAUUACUUGAGCAGACCUAUUGAGACAUUAAUUCAUCGCCUACGACUAAAUGUCGCGUAUACCGGCAGAUUUCUUUGCCGAAUUCAACAGGUGCCGAGCUGCACGUGUGGCCAUCCCGUGGAAGACGUCGAGCUCAUAAUAAUGGACUCUCCAAGAUAUGACCAGUGGCGAACUCGAUUACGAGUGGGACUAAGCAUACUCGAAAGUCGCUCUUUUUCUCUGGCCAAAGUUUUAGGUCCUUGGCCAGACUUAAAAAGCCAGAAGAGGGCAUCAACUUUACUACGUGAUUUUUUUACUGACACAAAGAUAGUUGACAGAUAUUAG
Messenger RNA from Ixodes scapularis (black-legged tick), 1362 nucleotides. RefSeq lists its product as uncharacterized. The transcript has a single exon. Lineage: Eukaryota; Metazoa; Arthropoda; Arachnida; Ixodida; Ixodidae. Gene Ontology annotation, molecular function: nucleic acid binding; RNA-DNA hybrid ribonuclease activity. Bases 1 to 1362 code for a protein of 453 amino acids. The record is from RefSeq and is a predicted model, not a curated record.